Messenger RNA from Bombina bombina (fire-bellied toad), 2559 nucleotides. It is a transcript of the gene CARS1, whose product is annotated as cysteinyl-tRNA synthetase 1. Gene Ontology annotation, molecular function: ATP binding; cysteine-tRNA ligase activity. Gene Ontology annotation, biological process: cysteinyl-tRNA aminoacylation. Gene Ontology annotation, cellular component: cytoplasm. Lineage: Eukaryota; Metazoa; Chordata; Amphibia; Anura; Bombinatoridae. The record is from RefSeq and is a predicted model, not a curated record.
AUGUCAUAUUCCUCUUCUCCUUUAGGCAAAUCAAGGCGAACACAACCUCAGUGGUCGUCGCCAGAAGCCAAAGAACAACCUGUACUGCGCUUGUACAACAGCCUCACUCGCAAUAAGGAUAUUUUUGUGCCCCAAAAUGGUAAAAAAGUUACUUGGUAUUGCUGUGGACCAACUGUAUAUGAUGCAUCUCACAUGGGACAUGCCAGGUCAUAUAUUUCUUUUGACAUCCUAAGAAGAGUUUUAAGGGACUAUUUUAAAUAUGACGUAUUUUAUUGUAUGAAUAUCACCGAUAUUGAUGACAAGAUAAUUAAGCGAGCACGACAAAACCAUUUAUUUCAGCAAUAUAAAGAGAGCCAACCACAGCCACUUAACCUACUGAAUGAUGUUAAAAUCGCAUUAGAGCCAUUUUCAGCAAAGGUAAAGGAGACAACAGACCCAGAUAAAAAGCAGAUGCUGGAAAAAAUCCAGAAUGCAGUGACCACCGCUAUCCGUCCUCUUGAAGAAGCAAUGGGUAAAACUGCAAAUGUUCAGGAAGUGCAGACGAACACUCAGAUUUUACUAGAAGAAGCAUCAGACUUGCUGUCUGACUGGCUGGAUACCAAGCAUGGAGGCGAGGUGACAGACAACUCCAUUUUUUCACAACUUCCAAAGUACUGGGAAGGGGAGUACCAUAAAGACAUGGAUGCACUUAAUGUACUUGCUCCAGAUGUACUCACCCGGGUUAGUGAAUAUGUGCCAGAAAUUGUGGAGUUUGUGCAGAAAAUAGUGGAUAACAGUUAUGGGUAUGUGUCCAAUGGGUCAGUUUAUUUUAACACUGCUAAGUUCCAUGCCAGCAAUAAGCACUAUUAUGCCAAACUGGUUCCAGAAGCCGUCGGUGAUCAAAAAGCUCUCCAGGAGGGAGAAGGUGACUUGAGCAUCUCAGCCGAUCGUUUAAGCGAGAAGCUUUCACCAAAUGAUUUUGCACUAUGGAAGGCAUCAAAGCCUGGUGAACCGUCCUGGGAAUCACCCUGGGGCAAGGGACGUCCCGGAUGGCAUAUUGAGUGUUCAGCAAUGGCUGGGUCUAUAUUGGGAGAGUCCAUGGAUAUUCAUGGAGGGGGAUUUGAUCUCCGAUUUCCCCAUCAUGACAACGAGCUGGCACAGUCUGAGGCAUACUUUGAUAAUGAUCACUGGGUUCGUUAUUUCCUUCAUACUGGGCACUUGACUAUUGCUGGCUGCAAAAUGUCCAAAUCCCUGAAAAACUUCAUUACCAUUAAAGAUGCACUGCAAAGAAAUACAGCUCGGCAGCUCCGCCUGGCUUUCCUAAUGCACUCAUGGAAGGACACACUGGACUAUUCCAGCAAUACCAUGGAGUCGGCUGUCCAGUAUGAGAAAUUCAUGAGUGAAUUCUUUUUGAAUGUGAAGGAUAUCCUUAGAGCUCCUACUGAUAUCACAGGACAGUUUGUAAAGUGGGAAGCCCAAGAGAUAGAACUGAACAACUGCUUUUAUGACAAGAAAGCUGCUAUUCAUGAAGCCAUGUGCGAUAAUAUUGACACCCGGACAGUCAUGGAGGAAAUGAGGUCUCUAGUUAGUCAUUCAAAUUCGUACAUAGCCUCAAAGAAAGUAGCUAAACAGCUGCCCAACAGAAUGCUGCUGAGAAGUAUUAGUUCAUACCUUACCUACAUGCUAAAGAUAUUUGGUGCUAUUGAAGGAGAGGCUAUUGGAUUCCCCGUGGGUGGAAGUGCGCAGAAUGCAAAUCUUGAGACCACAGUAACGUACCUCCAAGUUCUGUCUCAGUUCAGAGAAGGCGUUCGAAAAUUGCCCAGAGAGAAAAAAGUUAUUGAAGUGUUGCAGCUAAGUGAUGCCCUCCGAGAUUACAUACUUCCUGAGCUUGGGGUGCGACUGGAAGAUCAUGAAGGGCUUCCAACUGUGGUCAAACUAGUGGACAAAGAAACUUUAUUGAAGGAAAAAGAAGAAAAGAAAAAGGUUGAAGAAGAGAAGAAAAGGAAAAAGGAAGAAGCAGCAAGAAAAAAACAAGAGCAGGAGGCAGCAAAACUUGCAAAGAUGAAGGUCUGUCCCAGUGAAAUGUUUAAAUCUGAAACUGACAAAUAUUCCAAGUUUGAUGAAACAGGCUUCCCCACACAUGACGUGGAAGGCAAGGAACUGAGCAAAGGACAAACAAAAAAACUCAGGAAACUAUAUGAAACUCAGGAAAAAAUGUACAAAGAAUAUUUGCAAAUGGUUCAAAAUGGAAAUGCAGACUGAGAACGUUUCUGUUUUGGAUGACAAGGGCUUGGGUACAAACAGCUGAUUGUAUGACCACUAAUACUGUGCUCAAAUCCAAAUACCCUCUAAAGGUCAUACAUGUGGGAUGUUGUUAAUAUUUAAGGCACCUUACACCUGAUUUUCUAUGAGUCUUGAGACGCCUUUUAGAUUAGCAUCAAUAAAGUUUUUAGGGUGGAAAUUUACUUUGCCCCUAAAUAGGUGGCUUAUAAUGUGAACCCUGUGGAUAUCUGUGUAAGUGGAAUCAAAUGAUGCCAUCUGCUGUAUACUGCCAAUCCAAAAUAAAAAUGUUGUGAUAAA